This is a messenger RNA of Talaromyces amestolkiae, 1383 nucleotides long. RefSeq lists its product as uncharacterized. Gene Ontology annotation, molecular function: protein binding. The record is from RefSeq and is a predicted model, not a curated record. Bases 1 to 1383 code for a protein of 460 amino acids. NCBI's taxonomy places the organism in Eukaryota, Fungi, Ascomycota, Eurotiomycetes, Eurotiales, Trichocomaceae. The transcript has a single exon. Gene Ontology annotation, cellular component: mitochondrial matrix.
AUGGCCUCCCGCGCUUCGAAAGGCCUUAUCUGCACAAAAUGCGCAUAUCGCAGUAGCAGCAGUAAAGUGCAAUUCUCAACAAGUUCCAGACUACGCCAACAACAACAAAAUGACAAAUCCGAACGACCACAAAUUCCACCAGCGUCGGGAUAUGCGCGCCUCACAAACCGCUCUCUGAUUGCCAUCAGCGGGACUGAUAGCACAUCCUUCCUCCAAGGAAUGGUUACUCAAAACAUGCUCAUGGGCAAAGAACCCGUUCGCGCCCCGCGACGAACAGGAAGUUACAGCGCAUUCCUCAACUCGCAAGGUCGAGUGCUACACGACGUCUUCAUCUACCCCAUCACCAAUGGCAGUCUCAGCAGCAACAACAACGAUUCUACAGACGAAGCAGCAUGGUUAAUCGAAGUCGACAAAUCCGAAGUCACAAAUCUUAUGAAACACCUCAAAAAGCACAAAUUGCGCGCAAAAUUGACUCUUCGCGCUUUGGAAGAUGGGGAACAAUCGGUCUGGGCGGCAUGGAAUGAGUCUACAGAGAAGCCUCGAUGGGCAGCUUAUAACCUUGAAUCUGAUUUCCCGUCGCAAGUUUCGGAUCAAUCGCUAAUGGUGGUGGGAUGCAUUGAUACGAGGGCACCGGGGUUUGGGACGAGAUAUAUUACACCUGGCGCGGAGGAUUUACAGGUUCAUUUAUCUGAGGAAAUGAGAGUACAAGGUUCUGAAGUUGGAUUAGAGACGUACAAGUUGCGACGGAUUCUGCAUGGUGUUGCUGAGGGACAACAAGAGAUCAUCCGCGAGUCUUCGCUGCCGAUGGAGUGUAAUAUGGAUGUUACGCAGGCCAUUGACUUUAGAAAGGGGUGUUAUGUGGGACAGGAACUUACUAUUCGAACUCAUCAUACUGGUGUUGUGCGGAAGCGUAUGUUGCCGGUACAGUUGUUUGGGGUUGAUGAGGAUACCACCGCCUCGUCAGCGCUCAGCUAUGACACCAGCACGGACAUACUCCAGCCUCCCACCGGGGCGAAUAUAUCUCGAGUCGGCACUCGCAAAGGUCGCAGCGCAGGUAAAUUCAUCAGCGGCGUAGGAAAUGUCGGCCUUGCGCUUUGCCGUCUCGAGAUGAUGACCGACAUCUCGCUUUCAGGCGAAAGCAGUCAGUACAACCCUUCGCAAGAAUUCCAGGUUGCAUGGGAUGCAGAUCCGGCUGCCGUUGGAUCUGCGAGCUCAGGCGCAGUCAAGAUCAAAGCCGUUGUGCCGCCGUGGCUCAGGGAGCAUAUUGUGGCGAGCACAAUGCGGAAUGUGUCUUCUGCGAGGGCGAGGGAGAAUGAUGAGGGGCUUAGAGCGAGGGAGCUAGUAGAAAGGCUAGAUGAGGAGGAGGCUGAAGAGACUAGAUAG